Molecule: messenger RNA, 990 nt
Organism: Colletotrichum higginsianum IMI 349063
Lineage: Eukaryota; Fungi; Ascomycota; Sordariomycetes; Glomerellales; Glomerellaceae
Product: Thioredoxin reductase
Exons: 1
Coding region: 1-990 (329 amino acids)
Molecular function (GO): oxidoreductase activity
Source: RefSeq, a predicted model, not a curated record
AUGCUGCACGACGUCCUCAUUAUCGGCGCCGGGCCCGCCGGUCUCGCCACGGCGACCGCCCUCUCCCGCCAGCUAUACACCUCGGUCCUCUUCGAUUCGGGCCUGUACCGCAACGCCCGCGCGACGACCAUGCACAACGUCUUGGGGUUCGACCACGUCCCGCCCGCCGCCUUCCGCGCCAAGGCCAGGGAGGACAUCAAGGCGCGGUACGCCGAGAGUGUGAUCUUUGCCGACGUCGAGGUCUUGAAGACGUCCAAGGUCAAGGAAGGGCUCUUCAGCGCCGAGGACGCCGAGGGGAAGACGUGGCUCGGCAGGAGGCUGGUGCUGGCGACCGGCGUCACUGACAUCAUGCCCGAUAUCCCGGGAUACGGGGAUUGUUGGGGCCACGGGAUCUUUCACUGUCUCUUCUGCCACGGCUUCGAGGAGCGCGGGGCCGAGAGGGUCGGCGUCCUGGCGUUCGGCAUGACGGGGAACCUCAAGAUGGCGACACACAUUGGACACAUGGCCCGUCCCCUCGGUGAAAAAGUCACAAUCUACACACACGGGAACUCCUCUCUUGCGUCGGAGAUCUCCACCAUGGAUGGCAACCCCUUCAAGCUCGACACGCGCAGGAUUGCAAAGAUGCGCAUGGCCGGCGGUGGCGGCGGAGACGAAGGCGGGCACCCCACCGGCGUCACGCUCACCCUGGACGACGGCGACGAGGUCACGGAGAGGUUUCUUGCCCACGGGCCUUUCACAAAGGUCAACGGUCCCUUUGCAGAACAACUGGGGCUGGAGAUGGCGGAGAACGGUGACGUGAAGACGACGCCCCCGUUUGGUGAGACGAGUGUGCCAGGCGUGUACGCGGUCGGGGACUGCGGGAAUAUGGUCAAGGCCGUUGCGCCGGCAAUGACGAGCGGCGCGUUGUGUGCGGGAGGGAUGGUUGUGCCGUUGCAGUCGGAGCCGAGAGUUGGCUUGGAGGCUGAGGCAACGGAAAAGGCACUUGGGUGA